AUGGCCGAGAACGAUCAGGAAAAGAGAGUUGCCGAUAGGUAUCUCAAGCGUGAAAUUCUUGGUGAAGGUACUUAUGGUGUCGUCUACAAGGCCAUUGAUACCAAGACUGGACAGACCGUUGCAAUCAAGAAAAUUCGGCUGGGGACGCAAAAGGAAGGGGUGAAUUUUACUGCUCUUAGAGAGAUUAAACUGCUGAAAGAACUUAAAGAUCCGAAUAUAAUCGAGUUGAUCGAUGCAUUUCCUCACAAGGGAAACUUAAACCUCGUGUUUGAGUUCAUGGAGACCGACCUGGAAGCAGUUAUUCGUGAUAGGAAUAUAUUUCUUUCACCAGCUGAUAUCAAGUCAUACUUUCAAAUGACACUGAAAGGUCUAGCCUUUUGCCACAAGAAAUGGGUUUUGCAUAGGGACAUGAAGCCAAAUAAUUUGUUGAUAGGCUCUGGUGGACAACUUAAACUUGCAGAUUUUGGUUUAGCUCGUGUAUUUGGGAGCCCUGAUCGCAAGUUCACUCAUCAUGUGUUCGCUCGGUGGUACAGGGCACCUGAACUGUUAUUCGGGGCAAAGCAGUAUGGUUCUGGUGUUGAUGUGUGGGCUGCGGCAUGCAUACUUGCAGAACUUCUACUGCGCCGGCCUUUUCUACAGGGGUCAAGUGACAUUGAUCAGUUGGGAAAGAUUUUCCAAGCAUUUGGGACUCCAACACCUUCCCAAUGGCAUGAUUUGGUAUACCUUCCUGAUUAUGUCGAGUACCAAACAGUUCCUUCCCAACCUUUGCGUAAGUUGUUUCCAAUGGCUAGCGAGGAUGCCCUUGAUCUGUUAUCAAAGAUGUUCACUUAUGAUCCAAACUCUAGGAUUACGAUCCAACAGGCAUUGGAACACCGGUACUUCUCAUCUGCCCCUUUACCUACGGAACCAGCUAAGCUUCCCAGGCCUGCUCCCAAGGGGCAACCUCUCAAUUCCAGGGUUUCAGAUUUGAAUUCCCAGGCUGGUCCAACUGUUUUGUCACCUCCGAGGAAGACAAGAAGAGUGAUGGCUGAACGUGAAAGCUUUGAUGUGAAUGUCCACCAACAACUUGAUAAGAUUGAUGAACAUGCACAAAUGAGACAACAUACAGCUGGUGAUAACUCGGGAAGAACCGACAACAUGCCAAUGUCAGUAGAUCUUUCAGUGUUCGGCACAAGACCCGUUAGCAGACCAACAAUCAAUAGUGCUGACAGAUCCCACCUGAAGAGGAAACUAGAUCUUGAAUUCCAGUAG
This is a messenger RNA of Linum trigynum, 1251 nucleotides long. The record is from the annotation of a GenBank genome assembly. NCBI's taxonomy places the organism in Eukaryota, Viridiplantae, Streptophyta, Magnoliopsida, Malpighiales, Linaceae.